This is a messenger RNA of Funneliformis caledonium, 372 nucleotides long. The record is from the annotation of a GenBank genome assembly. Lineage: Eukaryota; Fungi; Glomeromycota; Glomeromycetes; Glomerales; Glomeraceae.
AUGUAUCUGAACCUAAGUAAACCACCUCAUAGAUCAAUGAUUAAGGAGAAGAUAAUCCUAAAGCUAGACCUGACCCAGAAACUUAAGCUCAUAGUGAAGAGUGAUUUCCUUUCUAGUAAUACUCUUUAUCACGGCCCUUCUAUUUGUAUAUAUACAUGGAAACAUCAGCAAAAAGCUCUAACUACCGCAAUAAUAGAUGGAGAAACGGGAGAAAUUUCCAUGUCCGAUUCACCUCACCCCACCGCCCCAACCCCUCUACCACACGCUUUUUUGAGAGAUGAUGAGAUUUCGCAACAUUCAAGUAUUACAAUCGAGCCAGCACGUUCACUACCGCUUUAUAAGAUAUCUACAUUACACAAAACGUUUAACUAG